CUUUUAAAUCUAGGCUCUCUAGCGGCACUUGGUGUCAUUGUUGCUUGUGUCACUUAUCCGCUAUGAUACAAACAAACGCUUCAGAAACUACUAGUAUGACUUGUACUAUUCGAGCCUGUUGGUGGAUUUUCAACAAUUAUAAAGAGUAGAUACAUAGGGGACGACACAGACGGUACAAUCUUUCAAACCUUAAUUUCAUCAAUUUUAGGAUUUCGACAGCGACGGAGCGCCAACGGUAUCACCACAUGGCCGCUCUUGAAGUUGUGUGUGGAGCUAUGUUGAGUUGAUUGAGCGCCUUUACUCAAACCAGCCGAAACCGCGAUGAAAAUCCCGGAGCGCGUGGAAAAUGGCCUGGACAUGGACCCGGACGGGCAGGUGGCCGUCGAGGGGGCUGUUCGGACGGUGGCCUUCUGUCCCUGCAAGUGGAACUCGUCCCUGCUCGCCGUGGGCUCCAGCGACCGAGUGACCGUCUUCAGCCUCAAGUUCCCGGACGAGGGCUCGGACCAGGGGGAGCUGGCGGUGGAGGUGGUGCGGCGUUUUGCACACAAGGAGCCUGUCUGCUCCGUCGCCUGGAGCCCCAACAUGUCGCUGGUGCUCAGCCCGGUCUGCAUGAGGUUUGCGACAGCAAGCUCGGAUGGAAAAGUGCGCAUCUUCUGCUCCAACCUUCAGGAAACAGACGACAUGAGCGUGCUGGACGGCCACCGGGGCCCCGUGAACGCGGUGGCGUGGGAGCCGCACUCGGGGGAGGCGGUGGCGAGCGUGGGGGACGACAACGCCUGCCGGGUCUGGGGUCUGGACGGGGAGCAGCGGGCUCGCCUCGUCCUCCGUUCCCCCGGCACCGCCGUGGCCUGGCAUCCCGACGAGGCUGGAAAGCUGCUGGUGGCAGAGAAGCGUGGGAGCCUGCGGCUGUACAACGCCCUGAGCUGGCAGCCCCUCAUGUCCCUGGACACAGGCCCACAGGGGGCACCGCUGCUGUCCGCCGACUGGUCUGUCUGCAACAGCCUGUUGCUCGGGGCCGUCGCAGGCCCUUCCUGGUUCCUCUGGGAGACUGCCCGCUCCAGCCGGCCCCUGGAGCAGAAGGCCGCUUACCCCGGUGGAGGGACGGACUUCCGCUUCUCGCACGUCCACGAGGCCCUGUGCGCCACCCGGGGCUUCCCGGGCAACCAGGUGCGGGUGCUCAACCUCCGGACGGCUCAGGUGCUGCUCACCAGAGACCAGCCUGUGGGGUGCGGUCUCAGCUGGCACCACAAGCUCCCCAUCGUGGCCUACGGCGGAGACGGAAGGGUCCGCCUCUUCAGGGUCACUUCCUCCUGAGGGGACGACUUCGGGGCUGGCCGCAAUAAAGACGCCUCUUGGGGUUGUCCUGCGGGA
Molecule: messenger RNA, 1371 nt
Organism: Ixodes scapularis (black-legged tick)
Lineage: Eukaryota; Metazoa; Arthropoda; Arachnida; Ixodida; Ixodidae
Gene: Nup37
Product: nucleoporin Nup37
Exons: 7
Coding region: 322-1314 (330 amino acids)
Cellular component (GO): nuclear pore outer ring
Molecular function (GO): protein binding
Source: RefSeq, a predicted model, not a curated record